Messenger RNA from Durusdinium trenchii, 3189 nucleotides. The record is from the annotation of a GenBank genome assembly. NCBI's taxonomy places the organism in Eukaryota, Dinophyceae, Suessiales, Symbiodiniaceae.
AUGGCAUUUGAGAGACUGCGGGCUCUUGAAAGCUAUCUCGAUGAGUGCAAGAGUUUGUCGAACUUCAAUGAGAUCCUCGAGAAGCAGUGCGCGCAGGUUGUUAGAGAAGUCAAUGAACUCUCAAAACUGGAGAUGGGUGAAGCUGCUCCGCUCUUGGCCAUGGUCCAGCAAAACAAAUUGUGGACCAAGGAGAUGCAGGAUACCAUUUGCCAAGCCUUGACAGAUAAAGUCGAGCAGUCAUUGGGUCGCAAUGUGCUGAGCGCCAGGUCCAACUUGCAGGACUUUGUGCACUGCCCUUUGUAUCUGACUGAGGCCGACUGGGCAGUAGUCCUUGGAGAUGGCAACGUAGCAGAGAAGAACCAAUGCCUCAUGGAACGCCUGUACAAACUUGGUCUUCGAAAUCCUACCGAGGACACGUACGCUAUGCUGACGACUCUGCUGCUUUUGAAAGAGCCGCACCGAUUCAAUGACUUUGUUCAACUACGAUCAUCGUAUUUGGCAGUGAAAAACCUUGUGAAGAGUUUCUUGAAGAACCAAGGCAAGAGUGCGCAGGGUGCCACGCAGAACUUACCAAAUCGUUUGCCUCCGACUGUGUCCGCCUACUUGCAGGAGGAGGUCAAGAAUGAUGUGUAUGGGCCUGGAGGUGGCCCAGCCCCAUUGCCAAAUGGAGUGAGCAUGCUCAACCUCACACAGUUGAUGCAAACUGUUCCAGAAAGAUCGACGAGAAGUACAAUUUCGACUUUGGUGCCAAAGUCGCAACCGCAUCCAGCCGUGGAAAGUAUGAUGCACGCCAUGAACAACAUGUGGUUCCAAUCUAUGCAAUCCAUGCAUUCAAUGUCGCCGUUUGGAUUUGGUCAGGCCAGUCAGCAGGGGCCCCAUUUGUCUAUUGCGCCAGCCAGGCAACAAUUGGCCUUGCCUGCCCCAGGUGUCACGGUACCUCAAGCGGCUUUGGCUGCCCCAGCGGUCACUGCGCCUCAAGCCAAGGCGGCAGGAGUUGAGAAUCAGAUUUCACAGAUUGAAGUCGUGACGCCGCAGCCUUCAAUGCAAGCGCCAGCAGCUUCUUCUGUGAAAGCUCCCCUUGCGAUCGAAAAUGGACCAUCAGUCCCUGAGACAGGGGCGCAAGAGAAGACCAAGGAGGCUUCGGCUUUGUCGGUCAAUGAGAGGUUGGAAGAAGCUUUGCAAACAAGAGACAUGGAAAAGAAAGAAAAGAUGGAUCAACAGGUGGAAGAGAAGAUGGAUGCUCAGGAGAAGGUUUCAAGUCAGCCAAAAGAUCAGGAGGCACCGUUGCUGAAGAAACCGGCUGCGGCGAAGCCGAAGGCGAAGGCCAAAGCGCCACCGAUAAAGACUCCAGUGUUGAAGCGGCCUGCUUCUUCUUCACCUGCUUCAGUCUCUUAUGGCUCAGCUGAUGAUGUCGUGGACCCUCGGCGCACACUGCAAGAGCUUCGGGCUGUGCAGGACGAUGAGACAGAGCCGUCCAGUGAGUGUGAUGAGGAGCUGGAAUUGGAGUUUUAUGGUCGUGAAGAAAAAACGAAAUCAGGGCGCGAGAACUUUUUCGACGUCUGGAUACCCAAAGGCUUCAAGAAGAAGAUGGAUCUUACCAGGGCUUCGAUGACACAGGGUUUGGUCUUGGGGGGCAAUCUCACCAUGUACCUUCUCAACCUGUUCAUCAUCCUGCGCGCUGUGGAGGCACAUGUUGCAUCUGUGGCAUUGCGUGCGUGCGUUUGGAGCCUGGACACAAGCAUUGCCAGCGCAAGCGACAUUUGCAUUGAGCAGAUUGAACACUACAAGAAGGUCUGGGUGACCAUGAAGCUCGAGGGAUACUUUGAUGAGAAGGUACCUCUAGAGCCAGUUGAUCCCAACAUGCCAGCCACACAGCUCUAUGAGGAUGGCACCAGUGGCCCUGUUGGCCCAGCCAGAGAGGACAUGGCCCCGGCCAGUGGCCCUGAGACCAAGGCCCCGGAGACUGAGGAGGUGCCUCAGGUGAAUCCUGGCAUUGGCCCCUUCGUGGAGACUCAGGUUGUCCCGCAGGACGGCGACGGAGAUCAGGACUUUGACAUUGCUCUUGUCACCUGCAAGAAGUGCAAUCUUCCAUUGAAGCUGGAAGAAGCCAUCAUCAGGGGACCACGAGAACUCUGGUGUCGCGAAUGUAAUUCCAUAUACACCAUGUUGCGAAGGCAUCAGGCUUGGCCGCCGGCAGCCUUUGCCCAGUUGUCCGACUCUGACCAGCAAUGCUUUUUUGCUCGAUGCAAACAGCAAAAGGAUGAGUCUGCAAGGUCACAGUUCUCUUACAGCAGGAUCCGAGAUGUCCUGGUCUCCAGCCUGAUGUCGGAGCAGAGGAAGCAAAAAACAUUGGCAGUGGGCGGUACAUACCUCCCACUGUCAGUGUACAAACAGCGGGGGUACAUUAUCGACGAGGCCUUUACUGAAAGGAACCCAUGCCAGUGGAGUCACGGACUCAAUUGCUAUACCUAUUUACUUGCCGAGACAUCGAUCUCUGAGGCUGAGAUCCAUGCUACCGUUGAGCAGCAGGUCGUUACCGCGGAGAGAAUGGUCAAGAAGCGCAAAGCAGUACGUGCUUCUGACAAGAACGAGGUGGAGGACGAUGCCAGGAGCACGAAGCCCAUGGUGCUUGACCUUGUUUCUGACGACGAGGAUGAAGGUGAGAAAAAUGGUCCCAGUUCUGGUCCAGCUCAUCCUCGGCCAGAGUCAGAGGCUCAGGAGGUUGAGGAGAAGCAGCUCACCGCGAAGCAGCUCCAGGCCAAGCUGAAGCGUGAGGCUGCCAAGGUCACAAAGCUCGCAGCUGCUGAGGAGCGAAGGAAAGAAGCCCAGAGGAAGAAAGAUGCCAAGGCCUUGACGAAGAAGGUGGUUGCUAUGUCAUCAAAGCUUUCUGCUCCUCUAGCAGCGGCGGUGCACAAGGCCAAUGAGGUUGUGGCAAAGGCUGAGUCGGCUGGUGUGGGUGACGCUCCGGAGACACAGGCGUCCAAGAGCCAGCUGCAAAUCGUUGACGACUACAAGAAGAAGACUGCCUCCUCCUUGGCUUACUACAGCAAGAAUCCGACCUGUGAACUCAGCGCCUUGCCUUUCGACAAUGAGAAAACUUGUCAGCAGGCAAUGAAGGAUUUGGCAAAGGCAGGCAGUGACUUGAAGGCAAUGGUCAUCAAUCCAGCUGCCGCCGCUGGCAAGUCCUAG